AUGAGUUCUAACUUCGAUGCCUUGGCAUUUGUUGAAGCCGAGAAAGACAAAGCAAAUCUGGCGUUCACAGAUGACAAACAAAUGGCUCGUUUUGAGCUUGGUGUUUCUAUGCUAGUCUACAAGUGGGAAGCACUUGAUUUAGCGGUUCAAAAUGGUUGGGGAGGGCCAGAAUCUGCUGAAAAACGCGACUGGGUUACCGCUAUUAUUGUUGAUUUGUUUAAGACCGGAAGGGUCGUAGACGUAGCCUUGAUUGAGGAGACAUUAUUAUAUGCCAUGAUGGAUGAGUUCGAGACCAACGUUGACGAUGACUCUGCCCUGCCUAUUGCAGCGCAGAUAUUGGAAAUCUAUAAGCAAUGCGAUGCUCAAAACUUUUCCAACGUUGAGAUGCUUUACGAGGAGUGGACCGAGAAGCAGAAAAGUAAGCAAGCUGAUCGCGAAGUCCAGAUUGGUGGGGAUCCUUGGAACCCAGACGUUUCAGAUAAUGAGAAUGACGACGAAGAUGACGAAGACGAAUCUGACCAGGACCACGCGCGUUUGGUUCAGGACGAUGACGGCGACGUAAAUAUGGAUGAUGAAAAAGUGGAGCCAGUAGUGGAUGAAGACGGCUUCGAACUUGUCCAGAAAAAGAAUAGAAGGGCCCGUAAUUGA
This is a messenger RNA of Lachancea nothofagi CBS 11611, 648 nucleotides long. The record is from the annotation of a GenBank genome assembly. NCBI's taxonomy places the organism in Eukaryota, Fungi, Ascomycota, Saccharomycetes, Saccharomycetales, Saccharomycetaceae.